UCCCAAACUUCCGGUAAAUGGCGUUGUGUGUGUGCAUUUCUUUGUGUUGACUCUUUCUUGCAGGGCCAUAGAGUGUUAUUUCCCAUUAUUUUGUACAUACCCCCCAAAGGAGCGUCUCCACGGACAUUCUGACAGUAUCUUGCCUUGUAAUUUCCCUUACCCUAGACGCCAUCUUGGCUGGGACCAAGCCCAAGCAAACUCGCCCAAAAACGCUAUUUUUAGGUGUUAAGCCGCGUUCACUUUCCCGUGCCCCGCGCCAAAACCCCCAUUAAUAAGUUCGUGAUGCUUCCGCAGGCCUGAAUCUUGGAAGACGUAAGACCGCAACACUCCGCCAUGGAGUCGUUGAAUGCCAACCUCAUUGGCUCUUCGCUCAAUUACAAUGGGCAGCAGAUGCAAAAACUGUGGGAAGCCGAAUACGGAGAGAAUGACUUGCACCGGAGGAACGUCAAGGAUCUUAAUUACCAAGUGUACAGCGAGAGGCAGAAGUAUUUGUCUUUCCAGGACCGAGGCAAACGCCUCAAGCUCCAGCAGUUUGUGGUGAAGAAGGCCAACAUGCUGUUCUCGACAGAACCAGCGGAUUUUGAGUAUAAGCCCGAAGAGGGGCAGGUCGCGGAAGACAUGUAUGCCAUCAUGCCCCCGUUUGAGACUUAUCUGAAUGUCGAUAAGCAGAACCGACUCAAGUACUUUUUUAAGAAUGUGAAAGUGGGUGAUUUGAUUAUUGGGACUAUUGUCAGUAAGACGCAGUCAGGGAUGAUGUUGAAAGUAUUAUGUACUGCCGGACCUGGAGUUAAUAUUAUCUAUGCGGCGGAUAUUAACGUUAAAGCAUUUUGUCCGGUGGCAAACAUAAUACCGGCAGUUGAUAAGAAGGGCAUAACGCGCAGCUACAUGAUGAAUGACUCGGUGUGCUGCGAAGUAAUCGAAAAAAUUCCGGAUUCGGAUAAAAUGGUGUGUUGCAUGAAGGGCACACCAAGAAAACCGAACGAACCCGAACGUCGUCCGCCUCUCGGAUUAAUCAGUGCCGACGAUUUCCCUCUCGUCUACAAAAAAGCGUUGGAUCACAAGAACGAAAGCUAUGACUCUGUCUUAGAGAAAAGCAUUGGUUUCAACAAUCCGAAUAACAUUUCGUACCUGGCUGGAGUUUUGGGUAUUAAAGACCAUUGCACGGCCAUGAAGGGUCUAAAAGGGCGCUUCCCCGAAAACGAGUACGCAUCGGAGCUGCGUCAAGUGCAGGCAAGCAAAUGGGCAUAUCGUAACGUGGCCGACGGCAUCGACCAUUUCAAAGCCGGCAAACACGUCGAGGCAUUCCAGUGCCUGAACAAAGCCUUAAACAUCGACCCCAAAAACGUGGAAGGUCUGGUGGCGCGUGGCGCCCUCUACGCGAACAGCGGUAACUUCCAGAAAGCCAUAUCAGAUUUCGAGACCGCGCUCAAACUGAACCCGAAUCACGGUAACGCUCGUAAGUAUAUGGGCGAGACGCUGGUAGCGCUGGGACGGAGCUACGAAGAAGAAGAUAAGUUCGAGGAAGCCAGGAAGUCCUACCAGAGCUGUUUGAGUCUCAUACCCAAUCACGAGGAAGCGCAGAACUCGUUGAAGUUCCUGAAGAACAAGGCAACGACCACGAAGAACUUGAUCGAGCCGACGGAGUUGCUAUUGCCGAAUUUAUCAACGGCUAAUAAGACUUCGGACGUGAACGAUGCGCUGAAGCAGUUGCUUAAGAACGAAGACGAGGAGAAGAAAGAGAAGAAGAAGAAAAAGAAGAGCAAGAAACGCAAGAAUAGGAGGCAUUCGAGUUCGAGCUCGAGCAGUAGUUCGUCGGGGAGUAACGAGAGUUCGAGCAGUUCGAGUUCGAGCAGCAGCGAUUCGAGCUCGACCUCCGGCGAUAGCGAUUUCAAAAAGAGGAAGAAGCACAGAUCGAGGUCGCACAGGAGAGAGAAACAAAGCUCUUUGAGUCCUCUGAGUAAACGGAUGGCAAUGAUGGACCAAUCGCAGGACACUCCUAGCAAUUACACUUUCAAUAAGCCGGCUGCGAGUACUUCCAUGUUCGAUUUUAACCUAGAACAGCCGGCGGAGGCGCAAAAGUCGGCCGAUUUGAAUUAUGAGCAGAGGUUGAGGUUGUUCCUGCAAGAGACUAAAGGCGAUUCGGAUUAUGAGGAAAAGGUAAGGAAAUUUUUAGAGGAAAGUUCUAAAUGGAAGAAAGAGAAACGAGGCGACGAAAAGAAAAAGAAACGUAAGAAGGAUAGAAAGAAUAAGAAAGAUAGCAAAAAGAAGAAGAAGGAUAAAAAGUUGAAACGGAAAGGGUUCGACUUGAGCGAAUUUGAGGACCAUAAGAAGUUGAGAGAUGCGAUUAAAAAGGAGCUGAAUAAGGGCAAAAAGUCCAAGAAACAUAGUGUGCCGUCUGAUGAAGAUGAGUACUUUUUGCACAAGUCGGGAUACACUAAAAGAUUCAUUGACAGCCUACCAGAUUUGGAAGAGUUGGAAUCUAAAUUGAACGCAUAUUACGCAAUGGAGAAAGAAUCCAAGAGAAGUGAACUGAGCGAGAGCCCCAAGCGCGGCCUCCUCGACUCCCCGUCGCCCACUCGCGAGCAGAAGGCCCGCCAGGCCGUGGCCGAGGCCGCCGCCUCCGCCGGCAGCUCGUCCAAGUGGAAGAUGCAGAUCACCGGGCAACCGCCGCCGCCGAGUAGCGGUUCGCGUUUCAAGAAGAAACCCGAGCGCGAAGAGUGGAAGGAAGAGCAGCAGAUGAUCGACAAGCGGGCUAUGAUGAGCGGCAAGAACGGCAACUUCGAAGAGUCGCCGAGGAAAGGAGGGCAACCGCCCGUGCCGUCCCCCGAGAAGAACAUGAGCGUGCGCAAGGCGAUGGCGAUGAAAGAACCGCCACCGAAAAGACCCGAGUCGCCGAAGAAGCCAAAACUCCUGCCGCCAGUCAAGCCCAUGAUCAAUCCGCUGGUCAAUCCGGGACAGGUGGUGCUCGACAAGUUCGGCAAUUUCCGCUUGAUGACGCCGCCGGAAUUGAAGAAGGGAAGGGACGACAUGCCGCCGUUGCCACCAGGUCGGCGUCCGCCGGAGCCCCCGGGCCGCCCCCGCUCCGACAGUCGUUCGCCGAAGCGCCACAGCCGCUCCCGCUCCCACGGCAAAUACAGCCGGUCGCGCUCCUCGAGCGCGUCCCGUUCCCGUUCACGUAGCUAUCGAAGCCGUUCCCGCUCAUAUUACAGUCGUUCCAGGUCCCGCUCCGGCUCGUACUACUCUCGUAGCCGCUCCAGGUCCCGGAGUUACUCCGGCGACAGACGCCGCUAUCGGCGCGGCGGUUUCCGGGGCCGCUACAACGACCGAGGCACUUACUACAAGCCCCGCUUCCAGAACCCGCGCAACAGCAUCCGCGGCGGCAGAGGCGGCGGUGGCAGCGGAGGCGGCAGCUACUACAACCGGGACGCCAGGUAUAACGAUAGGGACUACCGAGGGCGAGGCAGGCCGUAUAAUAACUAUAACAACAGAGGGGGCCGACGGCCGAGAGGCAGGUACCAGAGAGGCGGGUACCGGGAGUACAGAGACCGAAGAGAGUACAGGAGUAGGUCGAGGGAUCGAAGUAGGUCUAUAAGCGGGAGCAGGGAGAGGGACUCUGACGAGGCGAUAAAGAAGCAGAGCGUGGAACAGAAGGAUAAAGUUAACAAGUACGCGGAAGGGGGAGAGGGAGAGGUUAGGCACGAAGGGCCGCUGAGCGAGGGGGAAGACAGGGACGAUUACACGAGUAACGAUAAGUUCGUGAACAGAGAGGCGUUCGGGGGGAAGUGGGCAGAUAAGGAGGAUGGGGGACAGGAGAACGCGGGAGAAGGAGAAGGUGGCAGCGGGAGCAAGGUGGAUAAGGCGAACAUUCCGUCGGAGAGUAAUAUCGAAGAGAUGGAUAAGUUCUUGAGUAAGGUGAAGAAGGACAAGAAAGAAGAGAUGCUGGAGAGGAAUAAGGAUUUGUUGAAGAAUAAAGCGUAAAUUUUUUGAUGUGUGUAAUAUAGGAUUUUAAUGUUUCUUAGAGCGGUUAUUUUUUUUUCUUUUCUAUUUUAUUUGCAAUAGAGUUUUGUUCAACUUUGAAUAUGUGUUUUCAUUGUAAUUACUGAAUUAAUUAAUUCAAUAAAGUAAGUGUAGGAAC
Zophobas morio is the source of this 4135-nucleotide messenger RNA. Its product is annotated as peptidyl-prolyl cis-trans isomerase G. The record is from RefSeq and is a predicted model, not a curated record. Bases 334 to 3978 code for a protein of 1214 amino acids. NCBI's taxonomy places the organism in Eukaryota, Metazoa, Arthropoda, Insecta, Coleoptera, Tenebrionidae. Gene Ontology annotation, molecular function: protein binding. The transcript has 9 exons.